This is a messenger RNA of Menidia menidia (Atlantic silverside), 774 nucleotides long. The record is from the annotation of a GenBank genome assembly. NCBI's taxonomy places the organism in Eukaryota, Metazoa, Chordata, Actinopteri, Atheriniformes, Atherinopsidae.
UUGUGCCGGGGAACGUCUUGCGCGUGCGGCCGGGGCGGCGCCGUUCCCUUGUUCGCCAUUCUUGCCCGGGAGCCUGGAGCACCGCACGCACUUACCGCACAGGCACCUGUAAUCCCCGCCGAAAAGCCCAGAGGAGCUUUAGAGGGCUCCUCUCCCCUGGGCUAUGUCUCCUUUCCUGAUGAUGUCAUUUCCUGCCCCCCCCCAGACAUGGCUGAGGAUGACGUGACCCCGGAGCAGCUCGCAGCCAUCGCCGCCGAAAACGAGGAGCCGGAGCCCGUCAACUACCGCCCCCCCGCCCAGAAGUCCGUUAGGGAGAUCCAGGAGCUGGACAAGGACGACGAGAGCCUACGCAAAUACAAAGAGGCCCUGCUGGGGCCGGGGAUGUCUCUGAUGUGUGAAGCUGCCCCUAACCCGCUGGUCCUGGACCUGCAGGGAGACCUGGAAGCCUUCAAGAAGCAGGCGUUUGUUCUGAAGGAGGGAGUGGAGUACAAAAUAAAGAUCAGCUUUAAGGUCAACAGGGAGAUCGUCUCAGGCCUGAAGUACGUCCAGCAGACCUUCAGGAAAGGAAUGAAGAUCGACAGGUCGGACUACAUGGUGGGCAGCUACGGGCCCCGGCGGUGCGAGUACGAGUUCCUGACCAGCCUGGAGGAGGCUCCCCGGGGGCUGCUGGCCCGAGGGCACUACGUCAUCCGCUCCCGCUUCACCGACGACGACCAGCACGACCACCUGAGCUGGGAGUGGAACCUCAACAUCAAGAAGGACUGGACCGACUGA